AUGGUUCUGUCAAAGAUCGCUCCCCUUUCUAUCUUCCUGGCCUCUGCAUCUCUGGUUGCCGGCCACGGCUUCGUCUCUAGUAUCCUAGCAAAUGGCCAAAACUACACCGGCUAUAUUGUCAACUCCUACCCGUACAUGAGCGAUCCCCCAGAGAGCGUGGGCUGGGCCACAACGGCGACCGACCUAGGCUUCGAAGAUGGCACCGAAUACCAAGCCCCAAACAUCAUCUGCCACCGCAACGGCACCAACGCCGCCCUCUCAGCAACCGUGACUGCCGGCUCCAAGAUCGAAAUCCAAUGGACAACCUGGCCAGACUCCCACCACGGCCCGGUCAUCACAUACCUAGCCUCAUGCAAUGGCGAUUGCAGCACAGUCGACAAGACCACUCUCAAGUUCUUUAAGAUCGAUGCGGUCGGUCUGAUCGACGAUACCACUCCCCCCGGUACUUGGGCUACUGACCAGCUCAUUGCGGCUGGCAACCGCUGGACGGUGACUAUUCCCAGUAGCAUUGCGUCGGGUAACUAUGUGAUGCGUCAUGAGAUUAUUGCGCUUCACUCUGCUGGCCAGAAGGACGGUGCGCAGAAUUACCCUCAGUGCUUGAACUUGGAGGUUACUGGUGGUGGCAGUGCGGCGCCCGAGGGUACCCUUGGUGAGGCUUUGUAUACUGAUUCUGACCCGGGUAUUCUGGUUAAUAUUUAUACUGCGCUGAGUAGCUAUACUAUCCCCGGACCGGCGCUGUAUAGCUCUUAA
Messenger RNA from Penicillium brasilianum, 750 nucleotides. Lineage: Eukaryota; Fungi; Ascomycota; Eurotiomycetes; Eurotiales; Aspergillaceae. The record is from the annotation of a GenBank genome assembly.